Messenger RNA from Rotaria sp. Silwood1, 1571 nucleotides. NCBI's taxonomy places the organism in Eukaryota, Metazoa, Rotifera, Eurotatoria, Philodinida, Philodinidae. The record is from the annotation of a GenBank genome assembly.
CGACGAAAAUAAACUCAUCUGAAAUUCUAUGAAAAUAUGAUAAUUGACGUCGACCUUUUCUAAAAGCUUGUCAAACAAUGAAAAUAAUUCGAUAAAUAAUAACCAUUUUAAAGCCUGUCUACGGCGAACACUUGUUUUUCUUUCUAGAGCACACUUUUUAUAGAGGAUAUUAGAGAAAAAUGACGAUAAUUCCCUAUGGUGUCAAUCUUUAUUUUUAGAUGUAGAACCCCUUGAAAUUUAAUUUAAGAAAGAAAAAAGUUGAUUGAAUUCGAUUAAAAUCGAUUUGUUAAAAAAGUUUUUCUUUUGAAUGAAAAUUUUCAAUAAAUAAGAUUAUCUUCUGAUAUUGAAUUCGUUUAAUUGAUUUUAUCAAUAUUCAAUGAAUAUUUUUUUUUCUCAAAAAUUUUCAAAAUCAAAUUAACAAAAAAAACGAAGGAAAAUAUCUGGUCGAAGAUUUUUAUUUUUAUUCAAACAAAUAUUAUUAUAGAAUAAACCAAAGACAUUUUAUUUGUCUUAGUUAACUAAUUAAAAUAAAUCUUUAUUAAUAUAAUAUCAAUUUUAUUCUUGAAAUAUUUCGUUUAAAAAAAAAACAUUUUUUUUUCUAAAAAGUUGAAUAGAAUUUUAGAAAGCAAAAUUUUUUUCAUUUAUCAUUUGAAUUAACUUUCAUAAUGAAAAUAAAUCAUAGGAGUUAAUACGAUAAAAAGAAAAAAAACAGACGAUGUUGUUGUUUAGAAUAAAUUGACAAUAAAUCGAAGUAAAUCAGAUGGAAUUGUUGAAAAUAAUGAUAAAAAACAUAUUAAAUUAAGUCUAUAUACAAUGUUUUAUCGGAAAUUGUAUGAAUAUGUCUUAUCUCAUCUUGAUCUUAUUUGUUAUCGUUUAUAUGGAUCUCAAUCAAAUAAAUUUGAAAAAAUCAUUUGGAAUUUAUUUGAAAAUUAUACUCAAUUAUUAUUUCGUUCACGAUUAAUUCAAUUAUAUAAAUCCGAAUGCCUAGUUCGAAAUUAAAAACAGUUCGAAGUGUUUUUAUUCGUUCAAUUAACAAAUAUGAUUUUGUUGAAAAUGAGAUUUAUAUUCAAUUAAAGAUAUUUAUUCUUUUUUUUUCUUCAAGAUAAAAAUUCAUGUUUAACACCAUCAAAGAAUAUAUAAUUGGUGAUAUAACUAGUUUUUAUAAAGAAAUAUUUCUAAACAUUCUGAAUCUAGAUAAAAAUUUAAAAGAAAAUCAAUUAAUUGAUCUUCCUUAUAGUAAUAAAACAUUUGAAAAUACUAAAUCAGGAUAUGUUAACGUAAAUAUAUCUUCAAUUAAUUAUUCAUCAAAUAAAAUUCAAACAAAUCCAACAUCGAAUGUUUUAUCAUCAUCGAUUCAAGUAGGUGCAAAUGAUACAGUACGAACGGUUCGAACUCGAACUGAAGAUGGUAAACUUUUAACAACAAUUUCAACAAUAUCAAAAAUAAAUAAUUCGAAUGAUAAUCAAGAUAAUAUUCUUAUUAACAGAAAUGAAAAAAAUCUUUUUUUGGUCAAUCAACAAAUAAUUCUAUUAAACGAACAUUUUCCGAUGAUUCAAAUUCAAAUUGUUUAA